Molecule: messenger RNA, 690 nt
Organism: Aspergillus steynii IBT 23096
Lineage: Eukaryota; Fungi; Ascomycota; Eurotiomycetes; Eurotiales; Aspergillaceae
Product: bacterial luciferase-like protein
Exons: 1
Molecular function (GO): oxidoreductase activity, acting on paired donors, with incorporation or reduction of molecular oxygen
Source: RefSeq, a predicted model, not a curated record
UUCGGAGUCACACACGCAGAAGGGAUUUUCGUGGUCGGAUUAUCGCCACACAUCCUCGCUCCCCGCGUCCAAAAGAUCCGAGAAACAGAAGCCGCGGCGGGACGAGACCCAAGUUCCGUCAAGGUCUUCGCGUCAAUAACGCCAGUGAUAGGACGAACGCGUGAAGAAGCGCAGGCCAAGUACGACGAGGCGUUACAAUACGCCAGCGAAGAAGGCGGACUGGUCUACUGGUGCGGCAACACAAACAUCGAUCUCAGCACAUUCGAUCCGGACACGGAAAUCACAGAGCAAGACGCCGGAACAUCAGAUACCCGCGUUCAGUCUCUUGUGUCGAACCUCUCAUACAAAGGAGACGAUAUCCCGAAGUGGACGCCCCGAAAUAUCGGUAAGGCGGUUGCGCUGGGCGCAUCGGGGCCUGUUCCGGUGGGGACGGCGCAGGAGGUGGCGGAUGAAAUGGAGCGGUGGAUUGACAUCGCUGAUCUGGAUGGGUUUAAUGUGGGACAUAUCACUACGCCGGGGACCUGGGAGGAUGUGGUCGAAUUCCUGGUUCCGGAGUUGAGGAGGAGAGGGAGGUAUGCACCGAAAGGGGAAUCGGGAACGAUGAGAGAGAGGGUGUAUGGCAGUGGUCAAUCCCGAUUGAAGGAUGAUCAUCACGGAUCGAAGUUCAAGUUCGCAGUAUAUAGGAAGUGA